AUGGAGCGCAUAGCCAAGCGACUGGAACGCUAUACCACACAGCUGGUUAUGUUGGUCACUCAACGAACAGCGGAACUGAUCGUAGAAAGGUCGCAGUGCGAUUUUUUACUGAUGGAAAUUUUUCCAAAGACAAUCAUUGCCGAUCUGCGGAGGGGUGCUUCUGUUCACCCGGAAACCCUUGACUCAGUCACCGUUAUGUUUAGUGACGUUAGUGGAUUUGCGGACUUUGUACAGAAGCAUUCUCCUGUGGACAUCAUGACCUUUCUAAAUCAGGUCUAUUCGGUCUUCGAUUUGGUACUUCCCAGUUUCGGUGCGUACAAGGUGGAGACAAUAAAAGAUUCCUAUAUGGUCGUAAGUGGACUACCGGAACCCAACGAAUGUCACGCUCAAGAAUUAUGUUUAUUGGCGAACGAUUUGAUAAGCGCGUACGUACGAUUUGAAGAGACUUCCGGGACGGCAUUACGUAUUGGUCUGCAUAGCGGCUCUUGCGUUGGAGGGAUCAUUGGGAACAAAGCCCCGCGAUACUGUUUGUAGGAAGAAAAUCAGAACUUAAUUGACUAAGAAACGGCUGUACUAUAAGCAGACUGCAUUUCUGUAGAUUUGGGGAUACAGUUAAUACAGCAUCCCGAAUGUUGUCAUACAGUCUGGAUUCCCACAUCCACCUAAGUUGUGACACGGCACAAUUACUGGAAAAGCUGCCGCAGUUCUGUCUCGUUGAAAGAGGUUUUGUAGAGGUCAAAGGAAAAGGAUGCGUACGAACGUUCUGGCUCCAAUACCCUUUGCGGGCCGUAUGUCCAACUACAUAGGAAG
This is a messenger RNA of Paramacrobiotus metropolitanus, 810 nucleotides long. Its product is annotated as atrial natriuretic peptide receptor 1-like. Gene Ontology annotation, biological process: cGMP biosynthetic process; receptor guanylyl cyclase signaling pathway; intracellular signal transduction. The record is from RefSeq and is a predicted model, not a curated record. Gene Ontology annotation, molecular function: guanylate cyclase activity; peptide receptor activity. The transcript is spliced from 4 exons. NCBI's taxonomy places the organism in Eukaryota, Metazoa, Tardigrada, Eutardigrada, Parachela, Macrobiotidae. The coding region runs from base 1 to 534 and encodes 177 amino acids.